AACCUGCUGAGUUCAACCGCAGCCCCCCUGCCAGAGUACAAGACAGCAUCUGUUAAGAAAAGUCGUUUCAUCAUAUCACACUACGGAAUGUUCAAAGGCGCAUGGGAUUGGCUCAUUCUCAUGGCCACUUUCUACGUGGCUGUUGUAGUGCCCUACAACGCCAGCUUCGAGACGGAAAGACCAUCUGUCAUUUUGGAUGUGCUGGUUGAGGCGCUGUUCUUUAUAGAUUUAGAUCAGAGAAGACUUGGGGAACUUGAUAUGAAGGGAUACACCAUAGAACAACGAAUGGAAGUCGUCAAAAUCUGGUUUGCAUUGAGGAUGAAAGAGGUUUCUGUAUUUUCAAUCGAUUAUAUAGGGCCCUUUAACUCCACUACCAUUUUCAAACUCUAUUUACUUGCUUUAAUGAGAAACGUCGAAGUAAACGCUUUAUUUUCCAUUAUUGAUAGUACAGCUGCAACCCUCAUACAUCACUUCAAUUAUGCCAGCAGAAUAUCCCUAUAA
Molecule: messenger RNA, 501 nt
Organism: Acanthoscelides obtectus
Lineage: Eukaryota; Metazoa; Arthropoda; Insecta; Coleoptera; Chrysomelidae
Source: the annotation of a GenBank genome assembly